Messenger RNA from Nilaparvata lugens (brown planthopper), 464 nucleotides. Its product is annotated as RNA cytidine acetyltransferase-like. Gene Ontology annotation, molecular function: 18S rRNA cytidine N-acetyltransferase activity; tRNA binding. Gene Ontology annotation, biological process: rRNA acetylation involved in maturation of SSU-rRNA. Lineage: Eukaryota; Metazoa; Arthropoda; Insecta; Hemiptera; Delphacidae. The record is from RefSeq and is a predicted model, not a curated record. The annotation marks the transcript as partial. Gene Ontology annotation, cellular component: 90S preribosome; nucleolus. The transcript has 3 exons.
GCGAAAGCGUUGCUGAAAUUCGUGGAGGCGAUUUCGGAGAAGACUCUGCGAUCAACAGUUAGCCUGACGGCCGCCAGAGGACGUGGCAAGUCGGCGGCGCUUGGUCUGGCCGUCGCCGCUGCCGUAGGAUUCAGUUAUUCCAAUAUUUUCGUCACCUCGCCCUCCCCGGAGAACCUCAAAACGUUCUUCGAGUUUGUCUUCAAAGGAUUUGACGCAUUGGCGUAUCAGGAGCACUUGGAUUACAGCCUUGUGCAGUCAACCAAUCCAGAGUACAACAAAGCUUUGGUUAGAGUCAACAUUUUCAAGGAUCAUCGGCAAACCAUUCAGUAUAUUCAUCCUACAGACGCCCAUCAUCUAAGUCAGGCUGAGUUAUUGGUUAUUGAUGAGGCAGCUGCUAUACCUCUGCCCUAUGUCAGAAAAAUGCUUGGACCCUAUCUGGUCUUUCUGGCUUCUACCAUCAACGG